AUGAAUACAUCUCCCUCUCAUAAUGCUAUCAUUUUUUAUUGGUUGUUUUUGGGAGUUAUGUUCAACCAUGCCUACUGCACCUUCAAUAUUCGUUGCAACCAACAAGACACGAAUGCUCUCUUAAACUUCAAGCAAGGAGUUACAGAUCCCUCAGCUAUCCUUUCCUCAUGGACCCCUCAAUUAGAUUGUUGUGAUUGGAAAGGAGUCAUUUGUAGCAACAUCACAAGUAGAGUCACUGGAAUCUCUCUCCCAUGUUCUACAACUCUUCCAAGCUACACGGACGAAGAAGAUAAAUCACAUUGCCUUACAGGUUCCAUUCACCUCUCCUUGUUGUUAGUGGAGUUGGAAUUUUUAGAAUUAUUGAAUUUGAAAAACAAUGACUUCUUAGCAUUACAAUUUGAUUAUCUGCAUACUCAUAACUGUCAUAAUCUAUCUAUACCUACUUCUUCUCGUCAUUGUGUCAACUCUUCAAUUCUUAGUGAUCUUGAUUUAUCACUUAACUGGAAUCUUGUCAUCAGUAGCCUUCAAUGGCUUCCCCACAUUUCCACCUUGGAAUAUCUUAACCUUUGUACUGUUGAUCUUAGCGAGGAAACUAAUUGGCUUCCAUUGGUGACUAAGCUUUCGUCACUUUCAGUCCUUAAUAUGUGUGAUUCUAAGCUUAAAGACUUGAGUUUGUCUCUCCAGUAUGCUAAUUUUACUGCUCUCCAAGUUCUUGAUCUUUCUGGCAUUGAAUUCAAGUCAGAGUUACCUAAGUGGCUAUUCAAUCUUAGUUCCACUGUCUAUGUUUUAGACCUUAGCCUCAAUUCUUUAAUAGGACAUCUACCUAAGGACCUGUUAAAUCUUCGAGAACUGGAAGAACUGGCUAUGGAAGACAAUAACCUUGAUGGACCCAUUCCAGAUUGGUUAGGUGAAUUCGAACAAUUAAAAACUCUUAUUCUUGGAGUAAACAUGUUUUCAGGAUCUAUUCCCACAAAUUUGGGAAAUCUAUCGACCUUGAUUACCUUGGAUGUUGCCUCAAAUCCAUUGACAGGAGUUGUGUCUGAGAGAAAUUUAGCCAAAUUGUCAAAAUUAAAGUCAUUGCAUAUAUAUUCAUAUUCCACGUUAAUCUUUGAUUUUGACUCGGAUUGGAUUCCACCUUUUCAACUUGAGGAAUUACAACUUAAGUUUUCAAAUCCCAACCUUCCUACGUGGUUAUAUACACAACGAUCACUUGAAAGAUUAACUAUCUGGGAAUCAUCAUUUGAGGCUCCAGAAAAAUUUUGGCAAUUUGUAUCAUCAGUGAUUGAACUCGACUUAGAAGGCAAUUUGAUAGACGGAGACAUGUCAAAUGUGUUGUUGAACUCUACAGUCAUUGAUCUAUCAUCAAAUGGUUUGAAAGGUUGCCUACCUCAAUUAUCACAACAGGUGAAGAUUGUCGCGUUAUAA
Messenger RNA from Vigna radiata var. radiata (mung bean), 1425 nucleotides. Its product is annotated as probably inactive leucine-rich repeat receptor-like protein kinase At2g25790. The coding region runs from base 1 to 1425 and encodes 474 amino acids. NCBI's taxonomy places the organism in Eukaryota, Viridiplantae, Streptophyta, Magnoliopsida, Fabales, Fabaceae. Gene Ontology annotation, molecular function: protein binding. The record is from RefSeq and is a predicted model, not a curated record. The transcript has a single exon.